UGAUAUAUAACUUUCCUUGUUCCUUAACAGCGAGGUCCUAUAUAAAUAAAUCCACCUUGCAACGUCCAACAAAUUUACAGCUUGCUGUGAAGAUACUACUUUUGCAGUUUUUCAUUAUAAGGAAUUAUCAGCGCGGCCAGUAAAAAUGGAGACCCGGAUUUUGCUUCUUCUUGUUUUAUUUGAUUGCGGUUUGCUGGCGGACGGGUGUAGUGGUAAUAGAAAGGACAAGGACAGUGGCUGUAAGUGGCGAGUAGAAGUAGAAGUGGAAUGCAGGCGUAGACGGUCUUUAGACAAUAAAGAUAAUGAGAAACAGAUGACGGGUUCUGAAAAGAAGGAAGCACCUUUCAGUAUCAAGCUUAGAAGUACUCCUUGUAGUUUCAAUUCCUAUGACGUCGAUCGAGACGGGACGAUAACUAAAGAGGAAGUACAAGCUUUAUUAUGUGGACAUGAGGACGCUGAAAUGCUAUUUUCGGAGUUCGAUGUCAAGCCGGAAGAUGGAGUUAUUAAACCUGACGAGUUCUAUUCAACGGCACCUCUUAUCAUAGCUGAAUGUUCCAACUCUGACAAGACAAGUGACCUUAAAGUGGAAUAAAACAGACUGAACGAAUUUGCAGAAUAGGUGAACAAAGGAAUAUGCAUCAAGUACCGACAGAUGACCCCGAUGUACAUUAUGCGCUUGUUCAGCUUGUUUUAUUGCUACGCCAGCCAGUAUGACUGAUAUUUAAUAUGUUUUCAUUCAGUUGUGUGUUGUUGGUACGCCAACCGGUGUACCUGAUGUUCUUUUAAUGUUUUCAUUCAGCUUGACACAAUGUGUUUUGCUAGGUGUACCGAUAUUCCUAAUGUUUUGUUUUAGAUUAUCUGUCACCUUGUGUUAUUGGUACGCCGAAUAAUAUGUCUAAUGUUUUUUUAUGUUUUCAUCCAGCUUGUGUUAUUGCUUGGUGUAUUCUAUGAUUUCACCCAAUUCUGUGUUAUUGCUACAUCGGCUGAUAUGCCUAAUGCUAUAACUUCAGCAAAUAUUGCAGGAAAUAGAGUGAAAGAUAUGGGUACGAAACACCUAAAUGAAUAUACCAAAUUAAAAAUAUAUUUUGAAAUGUACGACUGAAAACACGUUACUACUAAUGUUGCGCAUUCUGACCUACCGAAGUAUUAGCUCUUAAUAAAUCAAUAGAAUAAAUUUAACAAAUAUAUAUGUACAUAUGUGUAAGCAAUUGAUGAUCUCCGUACACAUUUAUGUCAUUUGAGAGUGAUAAGUUUCUGUCUCGGUGUGCGAUUGUUGAGGUCUAAUUAUUUGAAGAGUGAAACACAGGCCUCAAGUCCGUGAAAGAAUACAGAAGACAAAUGCUUGAACUUAGAUGUUCAAUUUCAAAUCAGACAUCAAUUCCUAUUCAUAUUAAUUAUCCAAUGAGUUUUAAUAUAUUAUAUUCCUCUUCGAAAAAGGACACUUUGCCUGUGUAUGUUACGCAACUUUCGAUUUUUCUAUAUAAGAACUUUCUCAUCUUUUGAAAAACUCAACCCAUCAGGCAUUUUAUUUCUUUCGCCUUUUCAAAUUAUGAUUCAGUUUGUUGAUUGACUUUUAUCAAGAAAUAAUUUAUAGGAAGUAAGACAAGAAACAGUUUACUAGAUGAAACAAUCGAGUAGCACUUUUAUUGACAAUUUUAUUGACAAUCUUAUACUAUUCCUUUUGGUAACUUUUUUUCAGCAUUCCGUGCUUUUUACUGCAUUUUUAUAAUACAUUGCACAAGAUAUCAAUAAAUGCUAGAAGCGGC
Molecule: messenger RNA, 1766 nt
Organism: Mercenaria mercenaria
Lineage: Eukaryota; Metazoa; Mollusca; Bivalvia; Venerida; Veneridae
Exons: 5
Coding region: 146-592 (148 amino acids)
Molecular function (GO): calcium ion binding
Source: RefSeq, a predicted model, not a curated record